Molecule: messenger RNA, 1997 nt
Organism: Gaeumannomyces tritici R3-111a-1
Lineage: Eukaryota; Fungi; Ascomycota; Sordariomycetes; Magnaporthales; Magnaporthaceae
Exons: 4
Coding region: 251-1951 (566 amino acids)
Biological process (GO): transmembrane transport
Cellular component (GO): membrane
Molecular function (GO): transmembrane transporter activity
Source: RefSeq, a predicted model, not a curated record
CCCGAAUGCGAAAUACGAUUGAUCCGCGGGUUGGGUGUGAUUCGCUGGAUUUGGUCUCAGCCACUGAGCUGAAGGACGUCUAGCUGUCGGUCGCGACCGCUGGCCGGCUGACGUAAACCAGUGAGCAGUUGAGCAUAAAUACGCCUAGCCAUGUCCUGCUGCCGUCUAGCGCGAUCUCUUGGGCUUCAAGCGGCCGAAGGCUUGAGAUCGGAAGCCGGAAACUCAACGAUACUGACCCCUAUAACAAACAAUGGCGGACCUCGGGGACGACAGCAGGCUUCGCUACUCUGACGAGCCGCCAGAGGACCUCACCUCCAUCCAAGACACGGCGCCUCUCCUAGAAAUCGAGGUGGACGACACGGUCGUGGGCGCCUCAGAUGCCGAGGACGACGAUGAAAACGACAGGGGCCUCCCCGGGGCCACCAAGGGACGGGCGCACGCACGCCCGUGGCGGCGGCACCGCUGGUACCAAGUGCGGUCGCCGCGCGCCGUGGUGGCCACGGUGGCGCUCAUGCUGUUCGUCAUGGUGCUCGGCGUCGUGGUCCUGCUGAUCCCGCUGGCACGCCUGAUCGAGGACGACCUGUGCCGCCGGCACUACGGAACCUCGGCGCCGGUCCCCGAGGAGAAGUGCAAGGUCGACGAGGUGCAGAUGCGCCUGGCCUGGCUCGGGGGCUGGGCCGGCGUCGUGAAUGCGAUAACCGAGCUGGUUGUUUCGUUUCCAUGGGGUUUGCUUGCGGACCGCUUUGGACGCAAGCCGAUCCUGUGGGCAUCGUUUGCCGGCAUCCUCAUGUCCAUCUGCUGGAGCUGCUUCGUCAUCAGCCGGCCGGACCUGAUGCCCGUCGAGCUCACCCUAUUAGGGACUCUGUUUGCCGUGUUUGGCGGAGGUCCCGCAACUGCUGUGACGGUCAUCCACGCCAUCAUCGCUGACGUGGCGACGGACAAAGCUUCGGCCUUCAUGUGGACGUCCAUAGGCGCCAUCGGCGGCGUGGUCAUCGGGCCCGCCCUGGCCGCGCACAUGAUGGAGUCUGCCUCCUCCCCGUGGGUGCCUGUCCGCGCGGCCUGCACGGCCCUGGUUCCGAUCCUUGUUGCCCUUGUGAUCCUCCCAGAAACAAGGCCCGCCGGGGGCACGGCCGAAGCGGGCACUUCGAGCGACACUAUUAUGAAGGAGGGCUUUUGGAAGAUGCUUCGCGCCCAGCUCUCCGAAUCCUUGUCGAGCCUGCGCUCCUCGGUCCACAUGCUGCGCAGGGCGUCCAUCCUCUGCGUCAUGCCGUCCUUCUUCGUGACGCAGCCCGUGACGACGGUCCAGGGCGCCACGCUGGGACUGACGUUCAGCAAGAAAUUCGGUUGGAAGAUGGCCCAACUUGGCUAUUUCUUCAGUGCCCGGGGUCUGCUAACAAUCCUCGUCCUGGCCCUGCUCCCCCUGCUGAUCAAGUCCCGCAGCAAGGACGGCGGUGGCGGCGGCAGCGGCGGCGGCGUCGGCGUCGGCCGGGACCUCCACCUCGCGCGCGCCUCCAUGCUCUUCAUGGCGCUCGCCAACCUGCUCACGGGCCUCGGGCUCGAGGCCGUCCCGCUGCUGGCGGCGGGCCAGCUGGCGCUCACGCUCUCGGUCGGGUCCGGCAGCCUGUCGCGGUCGCUGCUGGCGGGGCUGGCGGGCGGGCCCGACCAGACGGCGCGCCUGUACGCGCUCGCGGGCAUGGUCGAGACGGUCGGGUCGCUGGUCGCGGGGCCGACGCUACCGUGGGCGUUUGCCGUGGGCGUGCGCGCCGGCGGGGCCUGGAUGGGCAUCCCGUUCUGGCUCGUGGCCGUGCUCUGCGCCCUGGCCCUCGCGGCGCUGCUGUGUGUGCGCCGAGACGAGCCCGGCGGGGGUUGUGGUGCCGGCGAUCAGGAGCGCGCUGAAGAAGGGGUGGCGGGUAGGGGGAGCGACGCUGAGGAGUCCGAGGUGCGCCCGUAGACAUUUUGACUUGUGGAAUCACAUAUGACUUUAGCAACCAUCUCAG